Molecule: messenger RNA, 753 nt
Organism: Fusarium oxysporum Fo47
Lineage: Eukaryota; Fungi; Ascomycota; Sordariomycetes; Hypocreales; Nectriaceae
Exons: 1
Coding region: 1-753 (250 amino acids)
Source: RefSeq, a predicted model, not a curated record
AUGCACGCCAGAAGUCCAACUCGGAGACGUCAACUCCUACUAACCUGGUUGAACGUGCAAGUCAUCAAGACCGAUCUUGCAGUGCUUUUUGCUCUGCUUCACUACAGGACUGCCUACACUCCCCAGUCCUGGGCGGCUUUUAAUAGUAGGCAGUUCACUCUCGGCUGGGCAGCUGAGUACUUUGACGUCGGCUUCUUUGCCAAAUGCUUCGUCAUGUAUGGAGAUCGACAUGGAUCACUGGUGGACUGGGAAGCAAAGGCUGCACACCGGGCUGAUACUUUUGGGUAUCCCAGAGUCAUGUUGGUUCUGGAAGUGCAGGCCUACCUUCUCGAGGUUCUCUGCAAUGUCGUCGACAAGAUCCUGGAAGGGGUAGAUCCUCUACAACCCCCAGGAGCCGAAAAGUGGUACCACCUCGUCAGUCACGAAGCCUUCCGAGAGACAGGCGCAGUGGGGUUUUGGUCUACCUACACCAACCAGGCCUUCUCACAUCCACCGAUGUUCAACUGCGACUACCUACUCACGCUCGCAAAGUCUCGCCUGUAUGUGGCUGGAGAUCAUCUAUGGUACCUGCAGUGCGACAGCGCGUACAUGAGAAGACAUGUCAAGAUGAUGUUUGCAACUCAGAUCUUUAAGAAGCCUUCAGAACACCAGAGAGCUAUGAUGCUUUUACAGCGCGUUAUUCUCGAGAUCCAGACUUACUGUUGGUGGCCAUGGAUUGAAGUGGAGUGUAUGCAUGUUGGUGCAGUGCAGUAG